AUGGGGGUGACUUCGGUAGAGAAGGUGGAGUUAGCUGCUUAUCAAUUGAAAGGUGUUGCUCAAAUGUGGUGUAACAAAUGGAAAGAUGGUAGGCCGAUAAGAACGGGUCCCAGGGAAACGUUUAAGUUGGCAUUUCUUGAUAGGUUCUUUCCCCUUGAGUUGAGGGAAGUUAAGAUGCAAGAGUUCAUUAACCUUCGUCAAGGAGGUAUGAGUGUGAAGAAAUAUGCCCUAAAGUUCACCCAACUAUCCAAGUAUGCUCCAACUCUAGUAGCAGAUUCAAGGGCUAAGAUGAAUAAAUUUGUGAUGGGAGUGUCCGACUUGGAGUCAAAGCUUAAAGGAAAUAAUAGGGAGGUGAAAAGAGCUAGGACAUGUGACAGAAACUUCUCCUAUGCUCGGUCGGAUGGACAAGUCCGGCCAAGGUUUAGGCAAAAGUUUUCCAACCAAGGUUCUUCUAGUUCUCCUCUAAGGGUCAACAAGGAUCAAGUGUCCAACCCUAAACCUCAAGGAUGUAAUGGUAGCGGUUCUUAUGUGACUAGAUCUAUUUGUUCCAAAUAUGGAAGGAAGCAUGAUGGAAGGGAGGGCAAGCAAGCUCCUUCUAGCGGUUCAAACUCCGAUGCUCCCAAGAAGAACCGUUUCUAUGCUCUCCAAAAUCAAGGUGAUCGUGAGAGUUCUCCAAACAUGGCGACCGAGUUGGACAUGCUAGAUUUUCAUGUGAUACUUGGGAUGGAUUGGCUGCAUUCAUAUUAUGCGUCGAUUGAUUGUAGAACUCGGGCUAGAAAGAUGAUCUCCAAGGGUUGUGUUUACCAUAUUGUUAGGGUGAAGGAUGUAGAUUCUGAGACCCCUACUCUCGAGUCGGUCCUUGUUGUAAAUGAAUUCCCGAAAGUUUUUCCGGUAGAUCUACCCGGUAUUCCUCACGAGCGAGAGAUAGAUUUUGGUAUUGACCUUAUUCCGGAUACGCAACCUAACUCAAUUCCUCCUUAUAGACUGGCUCCGACUGAGCUAAAAGAGUUGAAGGAACAAUUAAAAGACUUGUUGGAUAAGGGGUUUAUUAGUCCAAGCAUUUCACCAUGGGGUGCUCCGGAUUAUGACAUAAGUGUUCUUUAUCAUCCCGGCAAGACCAAUGUAGUAGCAGGUGCUCUUAGUAGGUUGUCUAUGGAGAGUGUUGCUCAUAUAGAUGAUGACAAGAAAGAGUUGGCUAAUGAUUUUCAUAGGUUAGCCCAGUUAGGUGUUCAAUUAGUGGAUUCCACCAAGGGUGGUGUCAUGGUUCACAAUGGGUCCGAAUCAUCUUUCGUAUCGGAUGCGAAGUCUAAGCAAGGCCUUGAUCCUAUUUUGGUUGAAUUGAAAGAGACGGUGCUUAAGAUAUCUAUUGAGGCGUUCUCCCAAGGGGGAGAUGGUGUGCUUAGAUACCAAGGCCGUUUAUGUGUUCCGGAUGUGGAUGACUUGUGA
Solanum stenotomum is the source of this 1446-nucleotide messenger RNA. RefSeq lists its product as uncharacterized. Bases 1 to 1446 code for a protein of 481 amino acids. Lineage: Eukaryota; Viridiplantae; Streptophyta; Magnoliopsida; Solanales; Solanaceae. The record is from RefSeq and is a predicted model, not a curated record. The transcript has 6 exons.